AUGGCCGACGUUCCCGACAUGCAGAUGAUCCCCUACCUCACGGCCACGGAGCCACGCAACUUCGUGGAGCAGGGGCUCCAGCGUUACAACGAACUGCUGGAACGGCUGGCGGAGCAGAUGGACGUGCUGCUGCUUCGGGCCCAGCAGGGCGAGCCCAUCGACGCCGGUCUGACUGAGCAGUUGUCAGCCCUGCGCGAAGCCCUGCGCCCCAGGCACGGCCUGUGCAUCGACCGCGCCUGCUUCUCCUGCCGCGUCCACGAAGAAGCCAUCAAGGAACACGUCCUGCUCUACGUCGACUGGAAACUGCCGGGGACCGUCCAGCAGCUGGAACGCCUCAAGAACCGGAACUAG
This is a messenger RNA of Geodia barretti, 351 nucleotides long. The record is from the annotation of a GenBank genome assembly. Lineage: Eukaryota; Metazoa; Porifera; Demospongiae; Tetractinellida; Geodiidae.